AAAGCCAAACAAACCCAAGUUCCGUGGAGCUAGCGACAGUAAAUCUGUUUGUUGUGAGUGGCUUAUACUUAGGUAUUUAGUACGGAAAAGUGUGCUCAGGUAUAUCUAAACCUAUAUCUCACGGAGGAGGUUGCAAUUAAAAAAAAAAAACUCAGUAUGUAAACGUUAUCCUUAAUCUUAACUGGAAGGCAACACGCAGCAGGGUUCGACUUUGCGCUGCCUCCGUUUGAAACAUUAAGGCUUAAUUUAAACUGAGAAAGACUGAACACAAACAAUAUGCCUCCCAAAAGAAAAUCCUACUCUGCAGAUUACAAACUGCAGGUAGUAAAAUAUGCAGCAGAAAACGGUAAUCGAGCAGCAGAAAGAAAGUUUGGAGUGAGUGAGAAAGUUGUGAGGGACUGGCGAAAAGUAGAGGUUACUCUUACUGCAAUGAGGAAAACAAAGAAAGCUAAUCGCGGGCUGAAAGCGAGAUGGCCAGAGCUGGAGGAACGAGUCCUCAAAUGGGUGCAUCAACAACGUGCUGCCGGGAGAGCCUGGUCAACGGUCGAGUUACGUCUCCACGCGCUGGUCGUCGCCCAGGAGUUGAACAUACAUGACUUUGCAGGUGGGCCUUCUUGGUGCAACCGCUUCAAGCAACGCAACCGUCAAUCUAUCAGAAUCAGACCACGCCGGACAACGUUGUGUCAGAAACUUCCCGCAGACAAUGCCAAGGACGACAGUUUCCGUGAGUUUGUUGAAAAGCAGAUGAACGAGGUUCGUCAGCAUAUGGACUUGAAUCACAAGCAAGCCUGCAUCGACCUGGAGAAGGCCACCCAAUGCAUCAUACAAGCAUUUCAGCAUGAAGUAGAUCAGAACCAGGAGCUCUGCAUGUUGAUUCGUCGUCUGGAAGAGAAGGAGGCGGAGAUUGGGCGGAGUCUGACAGAGCAGGUGGAGGCAAACAAGCAGCUGAAGCUGAAGAUCGAUGAACUGCAGAAACACCUGGAGGAGAAGAACAACUCACUGACACAGGCCAACCAGCAAAUCAAGAGUCCCAGCUCUCCUGUCCAAUCAGAUCAGCUGAUGGCAGCUGAUGAGCCACUGGUCUGGUCAGAACAAAUGAUCUCGCCUGAAGUCCAGAGCGUACUGGCGUCGUCUGAUGGUCAGAUUCCGCCAGUCUCGUCUGAUGGUCAGAUUCUGCUGAUCUCGUCUGAUGGUCAGACCCAUGCGGAAGCCCCAGUGUCCGGGAUUAAAGAAGAAAAUGCUGUUCAUGGAUAUGAGGAGUGCAGUCAGUAUGAGACCAGAUUGGAGUAUAUUGUCACUUCCGCUGCUGACAUUAAACUUGAACAGAUCCAGACUCCGCUGGUCUCGUCUGACGGUCAGAGGCUGCUAGAGGCUCCAGUCUCUGAAGAUGAAGAUGAUAAAGAUGAAGAUGGUGACGAUGAUGAGUAUGAAGAGUACAGUCAUCCAGAUGUAACAUUAACUAAAGUGGAUGUGAUGAUUAUCAAGGUAAAAUACCAGGACAUAAAAAAAUAUAUCAAGAUAUGUGAGCCAUGCUUGGAUAUGUUCAUGACUGAAGUCCGGGUGAAGUUCUCCAUAAAUGAAGACAAAACCUUGAUAGUGACUGAUGAUGGAGGAAUGGAAGUGGAUGCUGAUGUGUUUCCAGAGCUGGUUACCAAGGACAUGUGCUUAGUCAUCCAUGAUUCUGAUGAAGAGUCGCCUGUCCCUGAGUUUUCAUCUAGCCUCACGGACACAUGUUCGUUGCCAAGUAGUCAGGAUAGUGGGACUACCCUUAGCUUGUGCAAAAGAGCAUGCUUGGAGGAAGACGUGUUGCAGUGUGUUCCAGCCAGAGAGCUUGUUAAGAAGGUUCUGCUUUCGAGAAACCUGGUGGAGCGGCAAUCAUGAAAGAGUAUGAGGACACUGGGAGUUUGUGUGACAGUUCGAGGCGACAGAUGGUCAACAUUUUAGCGGCACACAUGACAGAAACUGAAGGGAGAAUUCCACAAAGGCUGACUAAGGAAAAAUAUGCCCUUGGUGUCAUCACCUUGUUCCCAUACCUGAAAGACCCAUUCUCUAAAAAAGGCU
Molecule: messenger RNA, 2061 nt
Organism: Alosa alosa (allis shad)
Lineage: Eukaryota; Metazoa; Chordata; Actinopteri; Clupeiformes; Clupeidae
Exons: 11
Coding region: 277-1881 (534 amino acids)
Biological process (GO): mitotic spindle assembly checkpoint signaling
Molecular function (GO): sequence-specific DNA binding
Source: RefSeq, a predicted model, not a curated record